UCAACAAAAAUGGCCAAAUUACUUAACCCCAUCUUCUUCUCUUGCUUAUACACAAGUUUCAUAUUUAGCCUCUCAAACCUAAACUCCCGUUCGAUCUUUGUCAAUGCAAAAACUCUACCAUCCGAUAUUCAAGCUCUACAAGCUAUCAAGAUGUCAAUAGAUCCAAUUUCAAUCUCCUCAGAAUCAUUUCUCAAUAGUUGGGAUUUUGCCUUAGAUCCUUGUGAGACGACGGGGACAAGUUUCUUAGGCAUUCUUUGUACAAUCCCUCUUGACAAUAACUCAACAAGCCGGAUAAUGGAAAUCGAUUUAGAAGGAGAUGAACUAGAGGGAUUCUUGACACCAGCAAUAGGAAACUUAACAGAACUUGUUGCUCUAAAUCUUGGCAGGAAUAAAUUCAGAGGACCAGUGCCAGAGACUAUUACUAAUUUAAGAAAACUCACAAGUCUUCAACUUUACGAGAACUUUUUCUCGGGUAGUCUUGUUAAUGGCAUUGGUUUUCUAAGGAAACUUGAAGUUCUUGAUUUGUCAAAUAAUAGAUUAUCCGGUUCAAUACCUUCAUCUAUUACUUCACUUAGAAGUUUAACUCAGUUAGAUUUAUCUAACAAUGAACUGACUGGUAAAAUCCCUCAACUUAAUGGCUUAUGGCAGUUGAAUUCAUUUGAUCUUUCAAAUAACCAAAUAUAUGGGAAUUUGCCAGAGUUUCCACUGAAGAUCAAAACAUUAUCACUUGGUCAUAACUUACUCUCUGGCCACAUUUCACCUGUGAAUAAACUUCGUCGUCUCAGGAUAUUAGACCUUAGUGAUAACAGGUUUUCAGGAGCGAUAAACAAGGGGGUGUUUAUGUUGCCUGAUAUUAGUCACGUAAACGUUUCAGUGAACCGGUUCACUGUGUUAGAAGUGGUGGAAUUCACUGAUAAAGCAACACAGCUUAAUACAUUGGAUGUCCAUGGUAAUCGUCUACGUGGUCAUUUGCCUGUAAACUUGAUAACUUACCCGAACUUAACGGAGAUAAACCUUGGACAUAACCUGUUUUCGGGGCAGAUUCCAUCGGAAUAUUGGCCGAGGUUGGGUUUUUCAUGGAGAAGUCUUGAUUUGGAAUAUAACUAUCUUGAGGGACCUGUGCCCCGAGAGCUUAACAGGACGUUAGAAGGCGUUCGCGGAAGUUUUGCACGUAACUGUCUUACUUGUCCUAAGGAUUUGCAGCUUUGUCUUGGAGGACAGAGGCCAGCUUCAGAAUGUGUUGGAAGGAAAGGUGGAGGAGACCAUAGUUGAGAUAUAUAUAUAUAUAUACCAUUUGAAUUUCUUGAAAAUUACUACUGCUUUAUAUUUAUGGAAUAUCUAAUGUUUGUUUUUAAUGUAAGU
Molecule: messenger RNA, 1362 nt
Organism: Nicotiana attenuata
Lineage: Eukaryota; Viridiplantae; Streptophyta; Magnoliopsida; Solanales; Solanaceae
Product: leucine-rich repeat receptor-like serine/threonine-protein kinase BAM1
Exons: 1
Coding region: 10-1272 (420 amino acids)
Molecular function (GO): protein binding
Source: RefSeq, a predicted model, not a curated record